AUGUCCUACGACCGCUACGUUGCCAUCUGCAAACCCCUGCACUACGGGACCCUCCUGGGCAGCAGAGCUUGUGUCCACAUGGCAGCAGCUGCCUGGGCCACUGGGUUUCUCAAUGCUCUGCUGCACACGGCCAAUACAUUUUCACUGCCCCUGUGCAAGGGCAAUGCCCUGGGCCAGUUCUUCUGUGAAAUCCCCCAGAUCCUCAAGCUCUCCUGCUCACACUCCUACCUCAGGGAAGAUGGGCUUAUUGUGGUUAGUAUAUUAGUAGUAUUUGGCUGUUUUGUGUUCAUAGUGGUGUCCUAUGUGCAGAUCUUGAGGGCCGUGCUGAGGAUCCCCUCUGAGCAGGGACGGCACAAAGCCUUUUCCACCUGCCUCCCUCACCUGGCCGUGGUCUCCCUGUUUGUCAGUACUGGUGUGUUUGCCAGCCUGAAGCCCCCCUCCAUCUCCUCCCCAUCCCUGGACCUGGUGGUGUCAGUUCUGUACUCAGUGGUGCCUCCAUCUUUGUGUAAAUAA
Columba livia (rock pigeon) is the source of this 513-nucleotide messenger RNA. Its product is annotated as olfactory receptor 14J1-like. Bases 1 to 513 code for a protein of 170 amino acids. The transcript has 2 exons. NCBI's taxonomy places the organism in Eukaryota, Metazoa, Chordata, Aves, Columbiformes, Columbidae. Gene Ontology annotation, cellular component: membrane. Gene Ontology annotation, molecular function: odorant binding; olfactory receptor activity. Gene Ontology annotation, biological process: G protein-coupled receptor signaling pathway. The record is from RefSeq and is a predicted model, not a curated record.